AUGCCUUCGCGCAAAGCCUACAAAGAACUGUUGGCUUCCAAGUGGGUGUGGAAGCCUGGAAAGUGUCAAUGUGGAGGAUCCUUCGCUGCUGUUUCAUGGAAGACUUGCAACUCUCGUGGCUUCGGCCGCCUGUUCUAUCGAUGCGAAGACUGUGAAAGUUUCAAAGAUGUCAUGAACUUCAGCGCCCUGCCCACACUUCGUUGGCCCAUCGUUCACUACUGGUUCUUUUUGCAACAAUGGUUCGCCAACAGCAAAAGACCUUCGAGCGAAGAGAUCGCCAGGAUGAUGGGUGUUUCUGGUCAAGCCUGCAGUGCUGCCCGCCGCCUCGGUGAAGUUCUUCUGCGCGCAGAAGCUUUGUGUGCCCAGAAGACGCAAGAUUCACGGAAGCUCUCAGGACUGUUGGAAGUCGAUGGCACAAGCAUUCGCAAGUUUGUGCUUCCAGGCUCCACGACUCUGAGGUACAUGCAGUACUUCGGCGCACUGAAGCGUGGAACUCGCUGCAUUCAUCUGUACCGUCUUCCAGAUGCUGACAGCAAGUCCUUUGGCAAGCCACCUCCUGAGAGUUUUGCUAGAAUCCAGAAGACAGACUUCAUGCGUCAGGUCCUUCCCAUGACCCCGGGCCUGGGAAAAACCUGUCUGAUUUCUGAUGGUGCUCCUGCGUACUUGAAACUGUGCCCCGAGCUGAAAGUUCUGCACAGAGCCUGCUGUCACAGCAAAGGUCAGUUCGUCGAGCACUCUCGAAUUCAUGGACUCAGGACUGAGGUGCACACUGGAGGAAUAGACAGUUGUUGGAAGCUGUGCAAAGCAGCGAUUCCACCGAGCGUGCUGACAAAGUCAGAUGGAUCCUUCAAUCCGAAGAUUGAUGUGUACAUUCGCUCAUGGCAGUGGCGUUGGGAAAACACCACGUGUACCAACUUGUGCAAAAAAAUUGCGCAAGUCUACUUGAGACAGGACGCGUGA
Durusdinium trenchii is the source of this 960-nucleotide messenger RNA. The record is from the annotation of a GenBank genome assembly. NCBI's taxonomy places the organism in Eukaryota, Dinophyceae, Suessiales, Symbiodiniaceae.